CGGACUGGUCCACGCACUGUACUCACAGCCUCUCUCUCUCACACACACACAUACACACACACUCAUCCACACACACAUACACAUGCACAUACACUGUCACAGUGAAACGAGGCAGGCCUGGAAAACCGGGGCGCUUCAAUUAGCGCUCCACCGACGGAUCCCUGGCGUGGACAUUUUUAAUUUUUCAUCACAGCCUGCUUGGAUUUUUCUCAUGUGGAUUUUUGCGCAUAGAGCCCGGACUGCUGCUGAGGUGUGUUUGGGCGAUUGAAGCAUUUCGGAGAUGAAGACAAACGCUCUGUGAAUGGGAAACACCGGCACGGAGACACCGCUACCUUUCCCCCAUCUUGACAAGCACGCUCACCCUUCCGUUGGUGAGAUUUGCGCACACGGGACCGAAGCCGGUGUCUGCGCUCUGCGGGGCCGGGCGCGCGUCGUCUGGGAGGAGUAGGGAGGAUGGAGGCGUUUUUCACGGAGGGGGCCCGUGUUUGGGUCAGAGAGAAGGAGCAGCUGGUUCCCGGCACAGUCAACUCCUGCGGAGAUGGAACUCUUGUCAUCACAAUCGACUAUGGCGAGGUGUUGUACCUCCAGCAGGCCGAGGUCACCAGGGAGCGGGUGUACGCUAUGCACCAGUCCAGCAUCGAUGGAGUGGAGGACAUGUCAGCGCUGGCCGAGCUGCACGAGGCCGCCAUUAUGCACAACCUGUACCAGCGCUACCAGAAGGAUAACAUCUAUACCAAUAUCGGCAGCAUCCUGGCAGCCGUCAACCCGUACAAGCAGAUCUCAGGUCUGUACAACCCAGAGAGGGUGGACCUGUACUCUAAGCACCAUAUAGGGGAGCUGCCUCCACACAUCUUUGCUGUGGCCAAUGAAUGCUACCGCUGCAUCUGGAAACGCCACGACAGUCAGUGUGUCCUCAUCAGUGGUGAAUCAGGCGCAGGGAAGACAGAGAGCACCAAACUGUUGCUUCAGUUCCUGUCGGUGAUGAGCCAGAACUCAGCUGGGACUCCUCCAUCAGAGAAAAGUACACGAGUGGAGCAGGCCAUCGUACAGAGCAGUCCCAUCAUGGAGGCGUUUGGUAAUGCGAAGACUGUUUACAACAACAACUCCAGUCGCUUUGGGAAGUUCAUCCAGCUUCACUUCUCUGAGGGCGGAAACAUCCAGGGAGGCUGCGUCAUUGACUAUUUAUUGGAAAAGAACCGAGUGGUGAGACAAAACCCUGGAGAACGAAACUACCACAUCUUCUACGCUCUGCUGGCAGGUGCUAGCAAAGAACAUAAAAGCCUCUACUUCCUGGAGGACCCUGCCGAAUCUUUCCACUACCUCAGCCAAUCAGGAUGUCUGAAGGACAAGAGCCUGAAUGACAAAGAACUGUAUAACAGUGUUAUGGAGGCACUGAAGGUGUUGGAGUUCACAGAGGAGGAGAUCAGAGACAUGUUUAAGCUGCUGUCAGGAGUCUUACAGCUGGGAAACAUCGAGUUCAUGACUGCAGGCGGAGCCCAGAUCACCACCAAGCAAGUGGUCACUAAUGCCAGCGAGCUGCUGGGCCUGGAUGCCUUCCAGCUGUCUGAAGUCCUGACUCAGCGCUCCAUAAUCCUCAGAGGAGAGGAAAUCUGCUCCCCACUCACUAUAGAGCAGGCCGUGGAUUCCCGGGACUCUGUUGCUAUGGCGUUGUACUCCCAGUGUUUCUCCUGGAUCAUCCUCAAGAUCAAUCAGAAGAUCAAAGGGAAGGAAAACUUUAAAUCCAUUGGCAUCCUGGACAUCUUUGGGUUUGAGAACUUUCAGGUGAAUCGGUUUGAGCAGUUUAACAUCAACUACGCCAACGAGAAACUCCAGGAGUACUUCAACAAGCAUAUCUUCUCCCUGGAGCAGCUGGAGUACAACAGGGAAGGUGUCCAGUGGGACGCCAUAGACUGGAUGGACAACGCAGAGUGUCUCGACCUGAUAGAGAAGAAACUGGGCCUGUUGGCACUAGUGAAUGAAGAGAGUCGAUUCCCCAAAGGAACUGACUUCACCCUGCUGGAGAAGUUGCACAGCAGACACUCUACAAACCCGUACUAUGUCAAACCCAGACUUGCUGAGUAUCAGUUCGGUAUCAAACAUUAUGCCGGGGAGGUCCUGUAUGAUGUCAGAGGGAUCCUGGAGAAGAACAGAGACACCUUCAGAGACGACAUCCUAAACAUGCUCAAGGACAGCAGACUGGACUUCAUCUACGACUUGUUUGAGAAGGUUGGCAGCAGGAACAACGAGGAGAAGAUGGGAACAGCCAGACGCAAACCCACCGUCAGCUCCCAGUUCAGGGACUCCCUCCACUCUCUCAUGGCUACUCUGAGCGUAUCCAACCCUUUCUUCAUCCGCUGCAUUAAGCCCAACAUGGAAAAGAAUGCAAAUGUGUUUGACCCAGAGGUCGUCCUCAACCAGCUGAGGUAUUCUGGGAUGUUGGAGACUGUGAAGAUCCGUCGUGCUGGGUUCCCCGUCCGCAGAACCUUCAAAGAUUUCUUCUCUCGGUACAAAAUCAUUGUGAAAGAGAAAUCAGCAGCAGUCGCAGCAGCAGCUGCAGCAGGAGAUGAUAAGAAAAGAAGUACAGAUCUUCUAACCAAAUAUGACAAGACCAAGAAAGAGUGGCAGUUGGGAAAGACCAAGGUGUUUAUGAAAGAGUCUCUGGAGCACCGUUUGGAGAAAGACAGGGAUGAAGUCCGACGCCAAGCUGCCAUGAUAAUCCGAGCCCACCUCCUCACUUUCUCUGCCAAGAAGCACUUCAAGCGUGUACGCGCCAGUGUCGUCACCCUCCAGAAACACCUCAGAAAGCACAUCCAGCGCAAGCGGUUUGUGAAGCAACGUAAGGCAGCGCUGGUGCUGCAGAAGCACAGGCGAGGUCAGGUGGCGCGUACUCGAGUCCGAAAGCUCAGAGAGGAGAAGAAGAAGAAGGAGGAGGAAAAGAGGAAGAAGGAGGAGGAGGAGAGGAAGAUGAAGGGUGAAGGGGAGCAGGAGAAAGUCAGUGAAGGCGCAGAGAAAAAGGCUGAAAGUGAUGCUGCCACGGAUGAGGCCCGACAGAUGGAGGAGAUCCUGCAACUGGAGCGAGAGAUCGAGCGCUUGCAAAAGAAGAGAGAGGACGAGGUGUCGCAGCUGUGCGAGUCCUCCAAACAGGAGUUGCAGCUGCGCCGGGACGCUGAGCUCAAACGGAUGAAGAAGGAGGCGUCCCGCAAGGCCACAGAGCUCAUUGACCUCCUGAACUUCGGAGGUGUGGAUCCAUCGCUGGGAGCAGUCGCGGCCAAACCGGCCACAGAGGCAAAAGCUCCAAAAGCCGCCACCAGAGGUGCGUCCAAAGAAGAGGAGGUGGACGAAGGGUUUCAUGCUGAGGAGGAGUGCAUCCCUCUCCCGGACUUCCCUCCUCCUGCUGAGACUGAUGCGAUUGAUCAGGAAAUAUUUGCUCACCUUCCUCCUCCUCCUCCUGCCUUUGCAGAGGGGACAGUGCCUCCUGCACCACCUCCUCCACCUCCUCCACCUCCUCUCCCCGCAGACGGUGUGCCUACUGCUGGAAUUCCUCCCCCUCCUCCUCUCCCUCCACCUGGAGAUGGCGCCCCUGUCCCUCCACCACCUCCUCCUCCUCCUCCUCCACCACCACCACCUCCUCCAGGAGAGGCGGAGAAGAAAGAUGGAGCCAAGGCAGACCAGGAGAGGAAGGUGAGCAUGGUGGAGAGCCUGGGGGACGGAGAAGAGCCCAUCUACAGCAUGCCAGCCGACACCGAGUCAGAUUACGACCAGGAGGAUGAGGAGGGGUCCGUCAACGCCGGAGACGACAGCUCCGUAUCGGGGAGCAACCGCGGGAGCGCCGCCGUGACAGAUGACGAGCACCCAAGGAAGUCGACCUGCACCAACGCCAGCAUUGAGUCCUACAGAGGCAGCUCUGACUCUUAUGCAGACAGUGAUGAUGAACACGAUGGCAUGAUGGACACUGAUGAAGAAGUGACUAACGGCAGGGUGACCUUGCUCAAUGGGAACGGACCACCAUAUUUCCACGGCUACCUCUACAUGAAGGCUGGUCUGAUGAUCCCAUGGAGGAGGCGCUGGUGUGUGCUGAAGGAUGAAACCUUCAUGUGGUUCCGCUCCAAACAGGAGUCCCUCAAGUCCGGCUGGCUCUACAAGAAGGGAGGAGGCCUGUCCACUCUCUCACGGAGAAACUGGAAGAUGCGCUGGUUUGUCCUGAGAGACAGCAAACUGAUGUACUACGAGAAUGACAGCGAGGAGAAGCUGAAGGGAACCAUCGACAUCCGAGCUGCCAAGGAGAUAGUGAACAAUCAUGAAAAGGAGAACGCUCUGAACAUUGUGACGGAUGAGAGGACCUAUCAGGUGUUUGCCGAGUCACCAGAGGAUGCAAGUGGGUGGUUUAAUGUGCUCAGUAAGGUGCGUGUGUGCACUCCUGAGCAGCUGCUGGAGAUGUCUCAUGAACAGGCCAACCCAAAGAAUGCUGUGGGAACUCUUGACGUGGGCCUGAUCGACUCUGUUUGUGCUUCAGACAACCCCGAUCGGCCCAACUCUUUCGUCAUCAUUACGGCCAACCGUGUGAUCCACUGCAACAGUGACACACCGGAGGAGAUGCAUCACUGGAUCAGUCUGCUGCAGAAACCCAAAGGAGACGCCAGGAUAGACGGGCAGGAGUUCCUCGUCAGAGGCUGGCUGCAAAAAGAGAUGAAGACGAAUGCUAAGAGCACCUCCCUGAAGCUGAAGAAGCGCUGGUUUGUUUUGACCCACAACUCCCUGGAUUACUACAAGAGCUCAGAGCGGAACUCGUCCAAGAUGGGAACUCUGGUCCUUAACUCCCUCUGCUCCGUCAUUCAGCCGGAUGAACGAGUGCACAGGGAGACAGGCUACUGGAACAUCAUUGUGUAUGGGAGGAAGCAUUCCUACCGCCUCUACACCAAGAUGCUGAACGAAGCCAUGAGGUGGACGGCAGCCAUACAGGGAGUCAUUGACAGCAAGACCCCGAUAGAGACCCCGACUCUGCAGCUCAUCAGAGACAUCAAGGAAAACAGCGUGAACCCAGAUAUCGUGGAGCAGAUGUACAGGAGGAACCCCAUCCUCAGAUACACUCAGCAUCCUCUGCACUCCCCUCUACUGCCGCUCCCUUACGGAGAGGUCACCAGCGUACAAAGGCAGCAGGGCUACGCCAGUCUGCAGGACGAGGCGGUGCGAGUUUUCAACUCACUGCAAGAGAUGGAGACGCUGGCGGACACGGUGCCCAUCAUUCAGGGCAUCCUGCAGACCUGCCAGGACCUGCGCCCACUCAGGGAUGAGGUAUACUGUCAGGUGAUCAAGCAGACCAAUCAUGUGCCUCAGCCGAACAGCCCAGCCAAUUGUGCACACUGGCACCUGCUCACCUGCAUGAGCUGCACCUUCCUACCCAGUCGAGCCAUUCUCAGAUACCUCCGCUUCCACCUCAAGAGGGUGCGAGAGCGCUAUCCCGGCACAGAGAUCGAGCGUUACAGCACUUUCAUCGGGGAAUCCCUGAAGAAGACCAAGACUCGUGAGUUCGUUCCCUCUCAGGAGGAGAUUGCCGCCCUGCUGGUGAGACAGGAGAUGAGCACCACCGUCUACUGCCACGGAGGAGGCUCCUGCAAGAUCUCCAUCAAUUCACACACCACAGCUGGAGAGGUUGUGGAGAAGCUGAUCAGAGGUUUGGCCAUGGAGGAGAGCAAGAACCUGUUUUCUCUGUUUGAGCACAACUCCUUCACAGACCGAGCUCUGGAGAGCAGAGUGAUCGUUGCUGAUGUUCUGGCCAAGUUUGAGAGGUUGGCAGGCAGUGAAGAAGAGGAGGAGGAAGGAGAAUGGAAACUCUACUUCAAGCUCUACUGCUUCUUGGAUGUGGAGAGCAUGCCGAAAGAAGGAGUGGAGUUUGCUUUCAUGUUUGAGCAGGCCCAUGAGUCUUUGAUAAGUGGUCACUUCCCGGCCUCAGAGGAGACCUUGCAGCACCUGGCUGCUUUACGUCUCCAGUAUCUCCAUGGCGACGGGGCAGGUCGGGCCGGUUGGAGCCUGGGAAGCGUCUAUCCAAUCGGACGUCUCCGCAAUCGCAUCCUCCACUCCACCAAGCCGGGCGUGGGGGCGGCAGGUGGAGCCGGAGGAGCUGGAGUCGGAGCAGGAGACGGGAAAGGAAUGGUAGGAGGACAGGGAGGUGUCGGGGUCGGCACGGAGAAACGGAAGACCCCGAGCUUCCUGGAUGGCACCCUGAGGAGAAGCUUCAAGACUGGGUCACUGAAGAAGCAGAAGGUGGAGGAGGAGCAGAUGCUGGAGAUGUGGGUGAAGGAGGAGACAUCCGCCACACGCACCAGCGUCCUGGAGAAGUGGACCCGGCUGCAGGGCAUGCCUCAGCAUCAGGCCAUGCUGAAAUACAUGAGCAUCAUCAAGGAGUGGCCUGGAUACGGAUCCACUCUGUUUGAUGUGGAGUGUAAAGAAGGAGGUUUCCCUCAUGAUCUGUGGCUGAGUGUGAGCGCUGACAACGUGUCGGUGUAUAAACGGGGUGAACCUAAACCACUGGAGACCUUCCAGUAUGAACACAUCACCUUCUUUGGAGCUUCACAGCCGUGCACCUACAAGAUCAUCGUGGAUGAGAGGGAGAUGUUCUUUGAGACGCCACUGGUUGGGGAGAUCACCAAGAUCAUGAGGGCCUACAUCAACAUGGUGGUGAAGAAACGUUGCAGCAUCAUGUCAGUGACCAGCGUAAGCAGCACCUGGGUCAGGUGAUCGCCACAAACCAGUCAGACCCCUCGGUUCAUCCAGUGGCAACAGAUGCCUCGGCCCCCCCUGCAUCGGUCGGUUGGUUUUGAUGGAGGCAGUCACACCAGCCAUCCUCAAGGUUGAAUCAAGUGUGGUGGAAGAUCAAAACGGGGAAGAUAGAAGUGGACACAGAAGCCAAACGCACACUCUUCUGGCCUGGGUCUCACUUGGGAUGGGGGGAUAAUUUUAAAAUGUGCAUGACAAAGAAAUCAACCUGUAUUUUGGGACGGUCCUCUCAAACACAUAACCCCUCCAGUUGUAGCCCUGCAUGUAGAUGUUUAAGCACACUCCAAACUUCUCUCUGCUUUCCUUCUCCGGACAAAACUCAGUAAUAACAAGCACAACUCAGCCGCCCAGUCCCAGUCUGUCCCAGGUGGCGCCCCCUACCCCACUCCCGACGCCCCCAGUGCACUGCCAGACAGAAGAAAGCCACACAUUCUCAGUUAAACCUUUCUUUCUCACUCCUCCAAUUUCAAGAGUCUCUCUCUUUCUCUUCACGUGUCCUCACUCCUGUUGCAUCUUCGUUUGCUAUUGGUAUUAAGUUAUUAUGCUGAAUUCUUGCUUGCUUUCUCUCUGUUGUUCUCUCUCUGUCGUUUAUCUGUAACAUCAGCUGUAUCACAUCUGUUUAUGAGAAAAAGGACUCAAAGGGCUGCUGAAGGGGGAAAGGAGCUCCCUGCCCGACAUGGCGUUUCGCUCACUCGCUCGUCAGUGCCACCGUGUGGCCACAAGAAGAAAACGCAGCCAAAGGAAGUGGCUUUAAAUAUUUCUGAACAAUAUCAAAAAGAUAUUCUUAAGAAGAAGCGGAGGUUUUACUUUGGAGGCUCUCUGGUCACGUUUAACUUGAUGCGGAGAGUUGGCGCAUGGCCUCACUCGGCUCUACAAGGAGAACAAUAUCAACCAGAAUAAUAUGAGGCGAAACAUUUCUCUAUCUAUGUCUACAUAUAACACACACCACAUAUAUCUACUGUAUAUUCACACACAUAAACUGAACCAACAUGUAUCGUUUUGUACUGUAUAUCACACAUUAUAGGAGGUAUUAUUGAAUUUCCGGUGCCCCUCUGCACUGUACAGUAUAUAGAUGCCAUGCUGAAUGCAAUGUGGCACCUCUUGUGUAAAAUACAUGCAAGUGAAUGGUGUUAAUAAUGACCACUGUAUGUCUGAAUAUGAUGCCAACACUGUACAUCGUUCACUGGCUGUGCCAUUAAUGUGAUUCACGGAGAAAUUAGUAGUAAAAACACAGACAGGCUGCCGCGGCGGCCAUGCUUUCACAGUGUUUUGAUGAUUUUAUCAUCGUCGUCGUCUGUGGGACUCACUCUGCAGCGUUAAUUGGAGCCAUAGAAUAUUGUAUAUCCCUGUCUGCCCAUGCUAUUCUCUUUAUUUCUUUACCAAGAUCAGUGACUUGAACAAUAACACAUAAGAGCUCCAGUUUGUCUGUGUUUCCAAUCUGUUUAUGAACAGCUAUCCCUCCGCUAUCUUAACCACCCUGAAGUGCUGUGUCAGGAAUGCUGGUGUGUCUGUGAGUGUGUGUGAGUGUAUUUAUGGUGUAUCAGUUGGAAAAGAAAAGGGAAAUGAGAAAAGAGAAGUGAUUUUAAUGAGUGUAUUCCUUGGAAAUAAGACGUAUUUACAUGACUAACCUUUGCGAAGAAUGGUGUCGUGAUUGUGAGUUUAAGGGAAAAGCAUGGGAUUUCAAGGGAGGGUUAGGGGUUAUUUAAUUCUUAUUGUACUGUAUGUAUUGCAAGGUGUGUUUGGAAGGAUUAUGUAUUAAAAAAAUUUAUUGAAUUUUUUAGUCUCAGUCUAAGAGGAGCAGAUAGGACACUGUGAGGAUAUGGGCUCAGAGAUGGCUCUAAAUGUGCACUGGGAAUGCUGACAGUCAUCACUGCUUUGUGUGUGUGUGUGUUUUUGGACUGAAAGUGAAGUCACUGUUUUGUCACCUAACUGCGGCACUGCAGGUAGACAGCAGCAUCCCUCAUGCAUAACACACCUUUGUUAACAAAGUGUUUCCCUGCAGCGGAUAUCUAGAGGGAAUACUUAGAUAAGACAGAAAAAACAACCAAACAUGCUCAGAUUAAUUGUCUUAAUUUGUUCUAGCUAGUGUCCAAACAAGUUUCUGUGUCAAUAUUUGCUCUAAAAACAGUUGUGGUUUGCAAGACAUUUGAGUGAACUUUAACUUCCUGUGGUGAAAGUUGUCUGCUGUCUAUCUGGAGUGCCACAUGCAGGGCAGUAGCCAAGAUUUUAGAGAUACUGAGGUCAUGAGCCAACACCUUCAACCCCUAAACCAACCCCUACACUCUAGAUAUAUAGACAUAUUGUAAUUUGGGAUUUGUCAUAGUUUAUCUUCUUAUUAAGGUUAAUUAAUUAUGGAUAUAGUCACGAAUUUUAUUCCUUAACCCUUUGAAACCUGAGCAAAUUGUCUUGAUUUCUUUAAAAAUAUGGGAAGAAGACAAUGAGCAAUGAAAGAAGAAAUUACCCCAAAAACUAGCAACACGUUAGCAAAAAGAGAAAAUUGAAAUCAAGAAAAUUAGUAAAAAAGAAAAAAGAAAGUUAAAAACAACAAACAAGGAAUUACCUGGAAA
Epinephelus fuscoguttatus (brown-marbled grouper) is the source of this 9341-nucleotide messenger RNA. It is a transcript of the gene myo10l1, whose product is annotated as myosin X, like 1. Gene Ontology annotation, cellular component: cytoskeleton; myosin complex. The transcript has 43 exons. Gene Ontology annotation, molecular function: ATP binding; protein binding; cytoskeletal motor activity. The record is from RefSeq and is a predicted model, not a curated record. Bases 454 to 6735 code for a protein of 2093 amino acids. Gene Ontology annotation, biological process: signal transduction. NCBI's taxonomy places the organism in Eukaryota, Metazoa, Chordata, Actinopteri, Perciformes, Serranidae.